This is a messenger RNA of Echinococcus granulosus, 567 nucleotides long. RefSeq lists its product as hypothetical. The coding region runs from base 1 to 567 and encodes 188 amino acids. Lineage: Eukaryota; Metazoa; Platyhelminthes; Cestoda; Cyclophyllidea; Taeniidae. The record is from RefSeq and is a predicted model, not a curated record. The transcript is spliced from 5 exons.
AUGCUGAAGGAGGAGACAAGGAGAAAGAAGGAGAAAUGGGGAGUUUUAUCGAUUCUGGGUGGAAUCGGAAUUUGUCGCGACGAAACCGCGAUUACUGGAAAUAAUGUCAAUGUUAGUGAAAAAGCGUGGAAGUCGUUGGGCUGGAUGGAUGGAUGGAUGGAAGGAUGGCUGGAGACCAAAUUUGCUGUCACUUUUGUGCCACACACUCAGACCGCAGAUUGUCAUGGAUUUGGACUUAAUCUCCACGACCUCAUUUGCAAUAGCGCCUCACACACAGCGAGAAAUAGCACCCGCGUCACACAGAAGUGCAACAACGUAGAAACGCAAGCCUCAUGGCCUGUGGGUGUGGCUGUGGUUGUUGUGGUGACAACUGUUGCGGUUUCAAUUGUGGAUGCGGGUGUUGUGGUCGCUGGGGCCGAGGUUGUGGUGGUUGUAAUCUGGACAACUACUCCUACGACGUUGGACCCGGUUGGCAUGGCUGUGGUUAUCAAGGUGGACAUCCCUCCUAUUGUGGAUGUGCAGGCUGCGGACAAGGUGGUCGUGGUGUAUUCUGGUGACACGGAUUGA